AUGGCACAAAACUUGGAGAGAGAUAAGAGAUCAAGAACAGCCCGCAAAACACAUGUACGGCGAAUAAUAAGUGAAACCAACGAAUUAUUGACGAUAUUUGACGAACGAAAACUUGACCAUCGGCAAAAAUAUAAGCAUUACAAGUCUACGCUAGAGCGAAAGAGAGACGUGAUUAACGACUUUGACAAGUCCAUUUUAACGGGAAUUAAAGACGAGGAGAUCAAAGCGGAAAUCGAAGAGACGUCGGAGUUUACGGACACGAUAAAUCUGACUUUAAUAGCUCUCGGGGAAUCGAAGAUAUCAAAGGAAAACGAAGGCAAAAAUGUCGAGAACGCAAGUCAACCUGAAAGUUCACCGCCUCUAGAAGAGGGAAAUCACAACACAUCGAGCAGUUUAAUCGGUAGCAAAGUAAGAGCUAGACUUCCUAAGGGACAAUUGUCGACAUUUAACGGAAAUUACACUGAAUGGCAAUCCUUUUGGGACAAUUUUGAGUCGGUUAUUGACUCGAAUGAAGAUUUGAGUGAAAUCGACAAGUUUUCGUAUUUGAGAGCGUCGUUAAGUGGGUCAGCGGCAUCCGCCAUUAAUAAGGGGUUUCCCCUGACAGGAUCAAAUUAUUCUGGUGCAGUUAAAUUAUUAAAGGAAAGACACUUGAGAUUCUCAGAAAAUUAUUAGUACUCACAUGGAUUUAUUGAUAAACUUACCAGCAGUUUAAAUGGGAAAGAUCUUAAGGCUAUGAGACAAUGGACCUUUCACCUUUUGACUAAAAUUUAGAUCUCAACAAGUCUAGACAAAAAUUUCAUCACUGCUUGAAAGAGCUUCACAAAAUUAGUAAUAUUCCAAAGUUUCGUUGCGAAAUGUUGUAAAAUGCGGAAAAUAUAGCCUUGCGAAGUUUGCCGUUUUUCAGUCAUUUUGUAUUACGCGCGGGAAAUACAAACCUCCUUCGGAAAAAGGGUAUGUAUUUCCCGCGCGUAAUACAAAAUGACUGAAAAUUGCAAACUUCGCAGGGCUAUAUUAUCCGCAUUUUACAACAUUUCGCAACGAAACUUUGGAAUAUUACUAAUUUUGUGAUGCUCUUUCAAGCUGUGAUGAAAUUUUUGUCUAGACUUGUUGAGAUCUAAAUUUUAGUCAAAAGGUGAAAGGUCCAUUGAGCGAUGAUAUUGAAGCCCAUAAUGGGGUACUGGAGUCCCUGGGGUGCAAACCAGAACAGUACGGUGAACUAUUUCUACCUUUGUUGUUAAACAAAAUUCCAAAGGAAAUUAGAUUGGAUAUAUGCAGUAAAGUAUCGGAAAAGUCAUGGAACUUUAAAUCAGUUUUAAAACAACUUACUGUGGAACUAGCAAACAGGGAACGAUGUGAAAUAGUAGCAGCAACUAAGAACCCUCAGGAGGAACAUAAAAGAUUUAAUCGUGGUAAAUAUUUUGGCCCAAAAGAUCCUACAACAACAUCAGCAUUUGUGAUUGGAGGAAAUAGAGAGCAUACCUGCAUUUACUGUGCUCAACCACAUUUAUCGAUUAACUGUACAGUAGUCACGAAUGUUACGAAACGGAAGGAGAUCCUUAAACUUAGUGGCCGUUGUUAUGUUUGUACCAUGAAGAACCAUAUAAGCAAAACCUGUCAAUCAAGAACACGGUGUGGCAAGUAUCAGGGACGACAUCAUACCAGCAUUUGUUCUCAAGGCAAAGAAACUCGCAGACAAGAAAUGAGGAGUGUUGAGUCACAAACUGUAGAACACGGGAAACAGAAUAAAGCAGAGAACAGCACAAAGCAAGACCAAAGGAACAAAGACAACACAGUACCUGAAGAGUCAUCAACAAUGUGUGUCAACACGAAGAACGCAGUUUUACUCCAGACAGCUAAAGCGAAAAUUUAUCGACCAGAUAAACCACAUCGUAAACAAAAGGCUAGAAUCAUCCUUGAUGGAUGGAGUCAGCGAACCUAUGUCACAGAAAGAGCUAUCAGUGUACCAUUAAUUAGUGCUCCAGUGCAAGGGCAAUAUUUGAAGCAGGCA
Paramuricea clavata is the source of this 2008-nucleotide messenger RNA. Lineage: Eukaryota; Metazoa; Cnidaria; Anthozoa; Malacalcyonacea; Plexauridae. The record is from the annotation of a GenBank genome assembly.